Pocillopora meandrina is the source of this 3698-nucleotide messenger RNA. Lineage: Eukaryota; Metazoa; Cnidaria; Anthozoa; Scleractinia; Pocilloporidae. The record is from the annotation of a GenBank genome assembly.
UUGGUGGUUCCCGCCAUCAAUUAUCAAAAAUCGCAAUUGAUUCCAUCACCGUCGGUGAUUCUACCAUCCAGCCUCUCGACAGUGUUCGAAACUGGGGUUCCUGGUUUGACUCCAAUAUGUCUAUGUCCAUUCACAUUGGUAAGAUCUGCAGCAAGGCUUUUCAUGGCUUGUAUAAAUUCGCCAAAUUAAGAAAUUCCUUAGUCCUGAGUCCACGAAGACUCUUAUUCAUGCAUUUGCGACUUCACAUUUGGACUACUGUAACUCUCUUCUCUUUGGCGUCCCCAAGUACCCCUCUGUUCCCUCUGAACACCAUGUGAUUAUAAAAAUAAAAGCUAAGUUUUUCGUUUGUCUCACGAUGUCACGAUCAAUAAAUUUUACUUCGUUUCAGAGUGGCUUGUGUCCGGUGUUGUGGGCAUGCUCUGAAACAGGGACCCUUAUUACUACAAGCGCAGGGUCAAAGAGGCAAUUCACAUAAGACUUCACCCUAACAACAUCAGCAGGGAUAGUAGAAUAGAAAUUUCAGAAGCGUGGAUGCCCACAAUCAAAAAACAAAACAACAGGAGAGCCGUGCGACAGCGGAUCGCCGAGGGAGCAAAUCCCUGAUCAGCAAGGAUCGAAAUGCACCAAUCAGAGCUGUUGAGAGAGAGACGUGAGAGUUCGAGUCCCCUGUCACCGCAUUUCCCACUCGAAAUUAACAGGUCCGCCUGAUCGCAGGUUCUAAACCGCUUGUACGACAUAUUUAAAAAUACAAACCCUAGCUCUUUAAGCGUGCUUCUGAACGUUGACAUUCGCUGGUUUGCGCGAAGAAAAGAAAUAACUUCUACAGCCCGCGCUUCAUGUGACAAAGUUUCCCUUCUGAGCGACAUUUCCCUUACCCCACCCCGAGAAUUGUGAUAUUGUCAACAUCUGGUAGUCAACGAAUAUUUUGAAGCUCGCCCUCGGAAAUUGGCAAAGCGUCGGUUCUUUCAAACCUUUGUUCUAGAAACAAUAGAGCCUCUAAGCUGUAAACAAUUAAAAUGCCCAUAGAAGGAAGGUAAUCCAGUGCCACUGUCUACCAAAAAUUAAACACAAAGUUUGAUAUGUUUUAAUUGUAUUUUUUUAUUGACGCUUGUCAAUAUUCCUCUUUGUGUUUUUCUCCUUAUUAGCUGAAGCAGAUGAAGCCUUUUCCUCGUCAGACGAAAUACCUCAAGAAGCGUCGGACGAAAAAAAUGGCUGUGGCAUUCAACCUGUAAAGUUGAUAUCAGAAAGGUCAACGGGCCAAAAGGAUAAGGCAGCAAAGACUCCUGGGCCAGUCACAAGUUAGCUCUGAAUUUAAAAGGCAAAAACUUUCAUUCCACGUGGAAGCCUUUCCUCUUUUUUCCCAUUAUGUCGACUAUAAACCCUUCUUAGUUUAUAAUUAUGACUUAUUGUAACUUAAGGCUAAACUUUCGGAUUUCAAAGACCGCGUUAUUGAUAUCCUUUAUUCUCUCUCUGAUUUUCAUUAGGUUUUGUAAAUUUAGGAUAGUUGACUGCAUAGUAAAGUUAUCGCUAAGUUUAUUGUCCUGAAAUUUGUCGAGACACCAGUAGAAAGGGGACAAAGUAAAACCUGAUGCCAAGCUUACAGCUAUGUAUUGUAGAGUGAAUCUGACUAUUGGGAGCAAAUCGUAAAGCGGGGUAUAGUUUAUUUAUUUCUACCACCUCAACUGUAAUAGAAUUCUGAGAUUGCUUUCGAGCAAGCUAAUAUGAAGUCAUGACGGUGUUCUUUUUCAAGUGAAAAUGCGCUACAAUAAAGUGAUGAAUAAAAAAUUAUCCUAUGCACAGAACUGUGAUUUUAUAUUUGGUUUUAAGACCUUCAGGUAGUUGCGCUGAUAAUAUUCUGUUUCCUUCAUUGUUCAAGACCCCUAUUCUGAGAUAAAUCAAGUCUCGAGUUAACCUAAAUGUGGAUUUUUGUCAUGGAGAAAUGAAAACUUAGUUCAAUUCAAAAUCCCCUGGAUCAGCUUUAGCCACCUUUUUGAACUAUAGUAGUCCCAGAAUGUUCUGGUAAACAGGUCCAUCCAGGAUUUGCGAAAUUAUAGCUCAGUCAAUAACUAACUUGAAUACCGCUCCUGGCGCAAAUUUCUAGAGCUUUGCGUAAUACGCAAAUGUUGGUUCAUAAACAUUUUUCUCUGGACUUACUAAAAAAAACACAGGAAUUAAAGAGAUUAAGGCACCGUCAAUGUGAAUCUAUCGAGGAUUACUUUUGUUUUCAAAUACACUAUUUACCAAAGAAUGCAGACAAGAAGAAACGUCGUGGAUAGAUUCAAUAAGUGAUGAACAAAAUGAAAAUUGGCUGUGAUUAUAUGAAAGUCAUAUAUUUGAACUGCGGUAAAGACGUGAAUAGGAAAGCGAUCUUCGCAGUUAUGAACACUUCUUAAGCAGUAGUGAAAAGAAGACCUGAAAAAAAAAUCAGGCCUGUACGGUACGGGAUUUGAACCUAUGACCUCUGCGAUGUAGUGCUCUACCAACCGAGCCAACAAACCAACUGGGAGCUGGCCAUUGUGUUGGUUCGAAAUAAACCCGUGGAGUGGUGAAUAAACGGCUUUGAAUAUAUGAAAGUCAUAUAUUUGAACUGCAAAUAAAGUGCGGAUAAACUGUUAUAACUGUGAAGAUCGCUUUCGUAUUCACGUCUUUAUCUGCAGUUCAAAUAUAUGACUUUCGUAUAUUCACAGCCGUUGUGAAUAUGUUAGCAUGUUUAUCUUACUUCAGAUACACUGAUACACAAAUGAUACACUGUGAACUCGAAUUUAGAUAAGCUAUGUUAAGUGUACGUGACUUAAAUGUUCACUUAGACAAUUUCGCCUCCAUUCUCCGUCUCUUUCCCUUCGUCUCUGUAAUUUUUUUCCUUAGAUCCCUCCAGUUGUAAGCCUUCUACAUAUGCAGCAUUAUGGGACCUAUUUUAUAUAUAUUAUACAUAUCUCGACCAUAUCAUGUGAUAGCUAACCAUCUUCCCUCUGCUCAUGGAUAUGCCGAUGAUACACAACUUUAUCUGUCGUUUGAACCUAAUGGCAGAUCUUCGCAAGACCACGCCAUAGCUCCUGUAGAGGCCUGCAUCUCAGAUGUCCGUGCAUAGUUGAUUUAUUACCGUCUGUUAAUCAACGAUUCGAAAACUGAGUUCUUAGUUGGUGGUUCCCGCCAUCAAUUAUCAAAAAUCGCAAUUGAUUCCAUCACCGUCGGUGAUUCUACCAUCCAGCCUCUCGACAGUGUUCAAAACUAGGGUUCCUGGUUUGACUCCAAUAUGUCUAUGUACAUUCACAUUGGUAAGAUCUGCAAGGCUUUUCAUGGCUUGUAUAAAAUUCGCCAAAUUAGGAAAUUCCUUAGUCCUGAGUCCACGAAGACUCUUGUUCACGCAUAUGUGACUUGACAUUUGAACUACUAUAACUCUCUUCUCUUUGGUGUCCCCAAGUACCAGACAGAUCGUCUUCAGAAGGUGUUUAACGCCGCUGCUCGAUCAAUCUUUAGGAUUCCAAAGUUUGAUCACAUUUUGUCCGCCUUAUCUCAUCUUCACUGGCUUCCUGUGACUUAUCGCGUUCAUUUUUUAAAAGUUGUUACUCUUAGUUUAUAAAUCUCUCAACAGUCAAGGCCCACAAUACAUUCAACAAUAUCUGCAGCCACACUCCAUUUCUGGUCAUCACCCACGUUCCUGUGACCAGGGCCUUCUUAAGAUCCUAAGAACUAAUUUU